GCAUAAGCGCAGCCGGGGAAGCGGAGCACGGGCGGCCAGGCAGCCGAGGAGGCCUUGGCGAGCCGGAGGAGGGGCCGCAGCCCGAGGAGGCGGAGGCGGAGGCGGAGGCGGAGGCAGGCGGUUGCUGUGCAAACGAGGCGCCUCGCCGGAGCCGCAGCUGCACUUGGACGCCGCGUUCCCUCCCGGACGGGACGAGCGAGGAGGAGGAGGAUGUGGAAGAGCUGACCGAGCUCGAUGCCGCCGCGCCGCGUCUUGGACUGAAGGGUCUCCUCUCCCCUCCUCCUCCUCCUCCUCCUGCCUCUGGAGGUGAACCUGCGUCGAGCUGUUCCUCCUCGACAGCGCGGGGGAAUCUCUCCCCCUCCCCUCUUCUCCCCUUUGAGAGAGAGAGAGAAACCCACCCGAGUGUGCGUGUUCUGUUUUUGUUUUGCCUGUUCGGAAGGGGAGAGAGAGAGAAGAGGGAGAAGGAGAAGGAGAAGGAGAAGGAGAAGGAAAGCAGCGAAGGCAAGGAGCGCUCUCUCUCUCUCUCCCGCUCGCCCGCCGUCUCUGCCUUCUCCAUUGAAGCACAGUUCACUAUGAUCUUACUCGCCUUCAGCACUGCAAGCCGGGGGGAUUUCGUGCAUCAUUCCAGGGUGUUUUUCUUGCAAGCCUUGCUUUGGAUUUUAUGGGCUACUGGGUGCAGAGCGGAGCAGUAUUUCAAUGUAGAGGUGUGGCUACAAAAGUACGGCUAUCUCCCACCAACUGACCCCAGAAUGUCGGUGUUGCGCACUGCAGAGACAAUGAAAUCUGCUAUAGCUGCUAUGCAGCAGUUCUAUGGCAUUAACACGACAGGAAAAGUGGACAGGAACACAAUCGACUGGAUGAAGAAGCCUCGUUGCGGUGUGCCUGAUCAGACACGAGGCAACUCCAGAUUUAAUAUUCGUCGAAAGCGAUACGCAUUAACAGGACAGAAGUGGCAACACAAACAUAUCACUUACAGCAUAAAGAACGUCACUCCGAAAGUAGGAGAUGCUGAAACCCGUAAAGCUAUUCGCCGUGCCUUUGACGUGUGGCAGAAUGUAACCCCUCUGACGUUUGAGGAAGUUCCUUACGUUGAACUGGAGAAUGGCAAGAGGGACGUGGAUAUUACAAUCAUUUUUGCAUCAGGUUUUCAUGGAGACAGCUCUCCCUUUGAUGGGGAGGGAGGAUUUUUGGCUCACGCUUACUUUCCCGGGCCAGGAAUUGGGGGAGAUACUCAUUUUGACUCAGAUGAGCCAUGGACUUUGGGAAACCCUAAUCAUGAUGGGAAUGAUUUGUUUCUAGUUGCAGUUCAUGAACUGGGACAUGCUUUAGGUCUGGAGCAUUCAAAUGACCCUACUGCCAUCAUGGCUCCAUUUUACCAGUACAUGGAAACCGACAACUUCAAACUACCUAAUGAUGAUUUGCAGGGAAUCCAAAAGAUAUAUGGGCCACCUGACAAACUCCCGCCACCAACAAGACCUCUGCCAACAGUGCCCCCACAUCGUUCUGUCCCUCCAGCAGAUCCACGGAAGAAUGACAGGCCUAAACCUCCACGGCCGCCCACAGGAGACAAGCCUUCUUACCCUGGAGCCAAGCCCAACAUCUGCGAUGGAAAUUUUAACACUCUAGCCAUUCUUCGUCGGGAAAUGUUUGUUUUCAAGGAUCAGUGGUUUUGGCGUGUCAGAAAUAACCGAGUGAUGGAUGGAUACCCCAUGCAGAUUACCUACUUCUGGAGGGGGCUGCCGUCAAGUAUCGAUGCAGUUUAUGAAAACAGUGACGGGAAUUUUGUUUUCUUUAAAGGUAACAAGUUCUGGGUCUUCAAGGACACUACUCUCCAGCCAGGAUAUCCUCACGAUUUGAUAACAUUGGGCAGUGGGAUUCCACCUCAUGGUAUUGAUUCAGCAAUUUGGUGGGAAGACGUUGGGAAAACCUACUUCUUCAAAGGAGAUAGGUACUGGAGGUACAGUGAAGAUAUGAGAACUAUGGAUCCUGGUUAUCCCAAACCAAUCACAAUCUGGAAAGGUAUCCCGGAAUCACCUCAGGGAGCCUUUGUCCACAAAGAAAAUGGCUUCACGUAUUUCUACAAAGGCAAAGAAUACUGGAAAUUCAACAACCAGAUGCUCAAAGUGGAACCUGGAUAUCCCAGAUCCAUCCUAAAGGAUUUUAUGGGUUGUGAUGGACCAGCAGACCGGGACAAAGAGCGACACAGCCCUCAGGAUGACGUAGACAUUGUCAUCAAACUGGACAACACAGCCAGCACUGUGAAAGCCAUAGCCAUUGUCAUUCCCUGCAUCCUGGCCCUGUGCCUCCUUGUCUUGGUUUACACUGUGUUCCAGUUCAAGAGGAAAGGAACACCCCGCCACAUACUGUACUGCAAACGCUCUAUGCAAGAGUGGGUGUGAUGUAGGGGUAUGUCUCUCUCUCUCUCUCUCCCUCUCUCUCUCUCCUAGGAGUUCGUGGUAACUUGAGAUCAACAGAAGAGCUGUUAUGCAGUUUCCUAUCUAGGAGCAGGCAUCUGUCCAGCCCCUCGACCAGGGCUGAUCUUUAAAACCCAGGGGGCUGCCUGCAACCCUGCACAGGAAGUCAGAGUUCACUCCAGUGGGAAGCUUCCAUCGUACACAGUAUCUGCCGUUCCUCCAGUUCUUUUGUCUUUCUUUGUCAUUCGGUUCUAGCCUUUUUCCUCUCUGCACGCUCAAUACACCCAAUGCAAAACUAUCGGGAUUUUUCCACAAAGAAGAGGAAAUAUUACAGCAAAAGUAUGGGAAAAAAAGAAGCAUCUCCAGUGUUUCUGUUGGGGUUUUUUUCUGUCCCCUUUGAAGCCUGCUCCCCUUUGAAAGAGUAUUGCGUGAGGUUUUAAAAAAAAACAAUGAUAAAAAAUGUAAUCACUUUUUUUAAAAAAAAGAAGAAGAAGAAGAAGAAGAGAAAAGAUAGAGCAACUAUAACACAACAAUCUCAAUGGAACUUUCAGGAAGUGUGAAGACCCAAAACAGCUUUGUCUCCAAAGAGGAUUGCUUUCUGUCAGCUACGGAUAUAGUCCUAUACUCCUGCUCAUAAUUUUUGUUAAGUGGGAGACCAGGAUGACACACAGGAAUUCAGACUGUUUGGACAGCCAUUUUCCAACAAAUAAGGGGCCAAAAUAUCUGCAAUAUAGUAACAGCCUUAAUGAUACAUUCAUUUUGUGUUUUAUACAGCUGUUCUGAGCUAUGUCCUCAAUGUUUUAACACAUUUAUAUUCAUUACUAUAUUCAGAUAGUAUCUUUUUUAUUGAUUGGUUUAGAUUUUGUUGGUUUCCUGCCUCCUCCUCUUCUUUUUCUUUCUUUCUUUCCCCCCCAGAGCUGUACCAGGCCAGCAGCCCCAGGCCUUCCAUAGGUCUGUCAAGAACACUUAAUGUUGAAACCAUAGCAGAAUGCAGCAAGCCUGUGAAGGAGAUUGCAGUGAACUAAAGUGACACUUAAUGUUACAGAGAAACAUAAUGCUAGUACUAGGUUUGUGUAAUCUGUGACCCUUUGAGAACUAUAGGCUUUCAGAGUUUCAAGGGCUGCGAACAUUGGCAGUCUGGAAAUUAUAGGAAUGCACAGCUUAAAGUGAUUCUGGAUUCUAAAGCUUAUUUCCUGUGAUUUAUGAGUUCCUUUGUAGGUGGUCCAUAAACCAUAUCAGUUCUGCAAAUCCUCUCCUUCCUUCCCUCUUAGCAUCACUGACUUCUGUGCCUGCCUGUCCUUCUUCUAGUGGCUUUAUGCACUCUAGCUUCCACAUGACACUAUAUAGUACCAUAACAAAACAUGGCAUCUGAGAUCAGCAUGCCAGAAGUCACCAGGAUUGGCAGGUUGGUAGGUCUGUAAGUGGAUUAGAUACCACACAAUUAGAAUAGCCUAAAAUAAGAGAGUGGUUUUUUUUUUUAAAAAAAAGAUUUGCUUACUCUGUUGAUGAUAAUAUAACAGAAGCAAACAAUGUUAGAUUAUUUUUAAAAAGACAUUAUGGCACACAGAAUACAAGUGGCUGCAAGUAUAGCUAGUCUUUGGAUUCUCAAAACGUACUAUGCCAAGCCAUUACAGGACUCCUCUCACAUCUCUGUUGCUUCUUUUAUCCAGUCUUCAUCGCUCCAUGCAAUGGUAGCUCCCAGUAACAAGGACCUGACAUCCAUUUAUGCUAUUGAUGGUGUAUGUCCUAAGUAUUUUGUUUUCAUUGCCGCCGCCACCACACACCAACAAACAUGGCAAUGUUUGCAAUGUGUGACACCAAAGUGUUGCCAUGCAGAUUCCCUUUCAUUUGGUACGGGGCUUUUACAUGGGUAUGGGCAGUGUAACAGCGAACCACAGUGGCUGAGACUGAAAAGCUGGAAGCGAGUAAGUCUUGUGACAGACAGCUGUGGUUUGUAGUAAGAUGAAGGAAGUAUGAUAGAGACAACAUUGGCUAUGGAAUGUAUCUCUGUUCAUUGCUUUUGCAGUCUCUGCAGUGCUGCAAAACCCAUUGAUUAGAAAUGACAGCGGAAAAAAGAGGAAUCACUUUAGACAUCCCAAGAAACAAUGCUUCUGUCACAUCACCUUCAACUCUCAUAAAAGCUUUUGUCUUUCUCCAGUCUGAGAGCAACAGGAACAUGGGACUGAUGAUGAAACCAGGUGGAACUCUCUUGUCCAACAACGAGCGUAGCGCUUGAGUUUUUAUUCUGCUUAACUCUUGCAGGAUUAUUCUGUUUGCCUUGCAUCAUGUAGAGAUGCAGGUACAGAUAACAGUUCCAAUGGAAACCAGAGAGUAAGGAUUCUGGCGUUUCAUGGUGCUGCCCCUCCCGUUGCAAAGUCUUGCCAAUCGGGCGAUUGCCUUAGUUCCCAAAGGGUCACGAGUCCUCUGGCAUUUAGCUGUGCAUUAAAUCACUGGCAGAACCAAGGGAGCACCAAAGCAUUGUGUCAUCAUGUGUAAUAAUUGUGCUAACAGCAGUAUUGUCAUUUUCAUGUGACCUGCAGGGCAGGUUAUGUAUCAAUAUUUUUUCCUAGAGAAAAGUCAGCAACUGACAGACCUCUUUUUAUUGAUUUUAGGAGCUGCUUCUCGCAGUGACAGGCUUUUUUACAGUCACUAGGCUGUGAACCUAUUAAAGGUGUUCAGAAAGGAUGCCCCCCACAUGUCAGACACCUGGCUUUUUAUGAAAGCUGGGAUUCCAGGGGAGUAGCUUUUGAAACAAUGAACAGCUUGCCUUGAACUUUAUUGAUCUGUUGAUUGUCAUUACUGAGUUAAACAUAGUCUUCUGUGGAAAAGAAAAG
Molecule: messenger RNA, 5248 nt
Organism: Zootoca vivipara (common lizard)
Lineage: Eukaryota; Metazoa; Chordata; Lepidosauria; Squamata; Lacertidae
Gene: MMP16
Product: matrix metallopeptidase 16
Biological process (GO): extracellular matrix organization; skeletal system development; proteolysis
Cellular component (GO): plasma membrane; extracellular matrix
Molecular function (GO): zinc ion binding; metalloendopeptidase activity
Source: RefSeq, a predicted model, not a curated record